This is a messenger RNA of Penicillium olsonii, 939 nucleotides long. The record is from the annotation of a GenBank genome assembly. NCBI's taxonomy places the organism in Eukaryota, Fungi, Ascomycota, Eurotiomycetes, Eurotiales, Aspergillaceae.
AUGGCUGGCAAUAAUGCUGCCCUCAUUCUCGCCGUCUCAUGGGUCGAAACUUGCGUUGGGCUGUUAUUCUUCACACUUCGGUUUGUGAGCAACUUGAAGUUUAUGGGGCGGUUUCGAUGGGAUUUCGCCAUUGCGGGCUUGACAGUGGUGACUGAGACCACAGCUCAGGUCUUCUUGCAGCUCUCGGUCAAUGCUGGCAUGGGCCAGCAUAUGGACACUCUGUCCGACAGGAGUAUCGUUUUGGCUCUGAAAUGGUCAUGGGUAUUCCAGCUGCUUGCAAUCGCCGCGAGUAUGCUGGGGAAAUUGGCGAUUCUUGCAUUUCUAGUACAGAUUCGCGGUCGUCACGAGAAGAAGCCCUGGCUUUUGAUUGUUUUGGGGGUGCUCAUCGGAGCAGUCAACAUCACCGUUCUUGGAACGAUCCUCGGUCAAUGCCAGCCGAUGCAAAAGCUGUGGGAUGACUCCAUAGAAGGGACUUGUGACCCAGGGCGCAAGAUCAACCAGAACUACUCGUUCUUCCAGGCUAGGGCCCAAUCUUCACUCGUCAUCUGGGCAUCUACGGAAGCAUGGAUUGUCAUCGUCGUGGGCUGCAUACCUCCUAUCCGGCCUCUGAUGGACCGAAUCCUCCAACACUUCGGCCUGACCUCCAAAAAGACCCCAACGCCCUACCGAUACCGCAAUACGAGUGGAUAUGCAGCCUAUGAGACGAAUAAAUCAAACCCGGCCAGUCAUUCCAACUUCCAAUCCAGUGCUUACCGGGGAAGGACACUUGAUGACGACGACGACCCAGCAUGGAUGGAACUCACAGCGACCGAGGGACCGAAUGGAAGUAAAGAGCAUAUUGUUACAGGGUCAAAAGAGGUCGUCAUUACUACCGACAUUGAGACUCGGUUCGAGGAUGUGGACCACGUUGGGCCGUCUCAGGGGAUCAUCAAGCGAUGA